Musca domestica (house fly) is the source of this 978-nucleotide messenger RNA. Its product is annotated as protein late bloomer-like. The record is from RefSeq and is a predicted model, not a curated record. The transcript has 5 exons. Lineage: Eukaryota; Metazoa; Arthropoda; Insecta; Diptera; Muscidae. Gene Ontology annotation, cellular component: membrane. Bases 268 to 912 code for a protein of 214 amino acids.
GCGGCCGUGGCCCUUGACAGUUGUCUAUUUUCUCGUUUUUGCCGUCACACAGCGUUGCGUUCUUUCGCGCCUUUCGUUCGUGAUUUCAUUGAGUGUUUGAAACAUCGCGGCAUUACAAAAGAAGUUUCGACAUAAAAGUUCGUGUUGUGCGGUUCGAAUACCGGAGAACAUAGCUAAUUUGUUUAAUUAUUCCGUCGAAUAAUUACUCAAAAAUUUAAAUUUUCAAUACCCUCAAACCAAACACACGAAACUCCGAACCAAAGAAUCAUGGGUUGUGCAACCAGAACCAUCAAAUGUGUCCUGCUAAUAUUCAACACGCUAUGGGCCAUCUUUGGCGUAUUAUUGCUGUUGUUGGCAGGAUUCGGUUGGGAUGCGAUGCCACAAAAUUAUGGCAUCGGCAUUAUUGCACUGGGAUGUGUAAUUUUGUUGACAUCUCUCUUUGGAUGCUUUGGAUCGAUUCGGGAAUCGGCUCGCAGUUUGUGGACGUAUGCCGUAAUGCUGCUUAUCAUUCUGGUCCUGACAGUUGUGUUCAUCUGUUUGAAUACAAGAGAUGUCUUCAAGAACUAUGCCAUUCAAGAGGUUAAUCAGCUGUGGGAACAGGAAUUGAUCCAUCCCGGUGCCAUGGACCAAAAACAACUUGUGUAUGAAUGCUGUGGCAAAAAUGGACCCGACGACUAUUUGCUUGCCGGUCGUAUCACACCAUCAAGUUGUUGCAAGGACAGUAACUGCAUCAACCCUUUGAACAUCCACAUCAAUGGUUGUUUGUCGAAAAUCGAAGAAGCCUUCUCCAAUGAGGCGUUGACUUCCCAAAUUUCGGAAUGGGUAUUACUGGGUCUGAAUGCUGUUGUUCUACUCAUGUCCAUUAUGUUGGCCAUUCACUACACCAACCAAAGGCGGCGUUUCAAUUACUAAUUGUUGGUCGAGAACAGAUUUGCUGUUAAAAGUGGGAAAAAAUUGACGAAGAGAACUCACCACUAC